This is a messenger RNA of Ostreococcus tauri, 1608 nucleotides long. RefSeq names its product Chaperonin TCP-1, conserved site. Gene Ontology annotation, cellular component: chaperonin-containing T-complex. The transcript has 2 exons. Lineage: Eukaryota; Viridiplantae; Chlorophyta; Mamiellophyceae; Mamiellales; Bathycoccaceae. Gene Ontology annotation, molecular function: ATP binding; ATP hydrolysis activity; ATP-dependent protein folding chaperone. The record is from RefSeq and is a predicted model, not a curated record. Gene Ontology annotation, biological process: protein folding. Bases 1 to 1608 code for a protein of 535 amino acids.
AUGUCGCUCAAGUCCAUAAACCCCAACGCCGAGCUCAUGAACGCCGACGCCGCGCUCUUCAUGAACAUCAACGCCGCCAAGGGUCUGCAGGACGUGAUGAAGACGAAUUUAGGACCGAAGGGAACGAUUAAGAUGCUCGUCGACGGGGCGGGAGGAUUAAAACUGACCAAGGACGGCAACGUACUGCUGCGGGAGAUGCAGAUUCAAAACCCGACGGCGGUGAUGAUCGCGCGGACGGCGGUGGCGCAGGAUGAUAUCACAGGCGACGGGACGACGACGACGGUACUCGUCAUAGGCGAGCUGCUGAAGCAGGCGGAACGGUACAUCAACGAAGGACUUCACCCGAGAGUACUCGUCGAGGGGUUCGACGUGGCGAAGAAGGAGGCGUUGAAGUUUGUGGAGAGUUUUAAGGUGGCGGCACCGGGGAUCGAGGAGCCAGAUCGUGAGAUGUUGCUCUGCGUCGCGCGCACAGCGCUGCGCACAAAGUUGAGAGAGGAGUUGGCGGACAAGUUGACCGCGAUCGUCGUCGACGCCGUUCUGUGCAUCUCCAGGCCAGAGCAGCCGAUCGACUUGCAUAUGGUUGAGAUCAUGACCAUGAAGCACCAAACGGACGACGAGACGAAGUUAAUUCAGGGGUUAGUGCUCGACCACGGGACGAGACAUCCAGACAUGAAGCGAUACGUCGAGGACGCGUACGUGUUGACGUGCAACAUCAGUCUAGAGUACGAGCGUUCUGAGGUGAACUCGACGUUUAUGUACACGGAUGCAGAGCAGCGGGAGCGAAUGGUGGCCGCCGAGCGCUCGUACACGGACGAGACCGUACGCAAGAUUAUCGCUCUGAAGCAACAAGUGUGCGAAGACAACGACAAGGGAUUCGUCGUGAUCACGCAAAAGGGCAUCGACCCGAUCUCCUUGGACAUGCUCUGCAAGGAGGGCAUCGUUGGUCUUCGUCGUGCGAAGCGUAGAAACAUGGAACGUCUCGUCCUCGCGUGCGGUGGUCAGUGUAUCAACUCAGUGGAGGAGCUUUCCCCAGAGAUUUUGGGCCACGCCGGUGAGGUGUACGAGUAUGUCUUGGGUGAUGAAAAGUACACUUUCGUCGAAAAGGUCCAGAACCCGACGUCAUGCACGAUUCUGCUCAAGGGCUCGAACGAUCACACCAUUAUUCAGCUUAAGGACGCGGUGAGAGACGGCUUACGCGCGGUCAAGAAUGUAUUAACCGACAAGUCUGUGAUUCCGGGAGCGGGUGCGUUUGAGGUUGCUCUGAACAAGCACCUCAGAGAGAACGUCACAAAGAUGGUCGAGGGUCGCGCUAAGCGCGGUGUCGAGGCUUUUGCGGAGGCCAUGCUUGUCGUGCCGAAGACGUUGGCGGAGAACAGCGGGUACGAUCCGCAAGACGCCAUCAUCGACAUGCAGGAGGAACACGACAGAGGCAACGUCGUGGGAUUCGAUAUUACCAUCGGCGAACCGUUUGAUCCCAUCAUGGGUGGAAUCUACGACAACUUUCUCGUCAAGCAGCAGAUCCUUCACUCGGCGCCCAUCAUCGCUACGCAGCUGCUCUGUGUGGACGAGGUCCUCCGCGCUGGGGUGAACAUGCGCAAGCGCGGGUAG